Molecule: messenger RNA, 2935 nt
Organism: Rattus norvegicus (Norway rat)
Lineage: Eukaryota; Metazoa; Chordata; Mammalia; Rodentia; Muridae
Source: RefSeq, a predicted model, not a curated record
CUAAACCCGCAGGCUUCCCGGGAGGAUCAGGAAGCUAUCCCGCGGAUCUGCUUCGCCUAGAACAGGGGUUCGGCCACGGCCGGGCUACAGGGUGCGCCGGUGCAGUGUCCCCCGUCCCGCGACAGCUCACUCUCUUGCGGGGUUUGGGGCGUUGGACCGCUUCACUGCGUUCUACUCCUACCCCUGCAUUGGCGACGAUUCAGUCGCCGAGAGCCUUAGAGGGAGGGAAAACACUUUGUGUUUUCCAGGUCGCUGUUGCAGGCUCUGGCAUUGCUAACCUGUUCUUCCAUUCGGUGGAGGCUAAGUUAUAGGAGAGCUAGCCUGCGGCGGGGGCGCCUGUGGGGUUGGGGUACUGGGCUUCUCACCUCUCCACCUCACCGGGGCCGAAGCCCGGCGGGCGAGCAGAGGGUAGAGUGCCAAGCGGAGGGAGUCCCCGCCUCUGCCCGGUGUGGACAGUCUAGCCCGGUGCGGGUGGGAGCGUCGCCCAGCCUGGCGCCGCGUCUCUGCGGUUCGGAAGUGCAGCUUUCUCUUUUUUUCCGUUCUUCGUGGUCGGCCUAGGUCACGCUUUUUUUUUUUUUUAAAUAUAUUUGGACACUUAGGCUGACCUAGACAGGAAGAGAGUUAUCAAGUGGUCGCGGUCGGUUUCCAUUACCUGAAAGUAGGUGGCAAAAUAAAAAGGCUAGUUCCCCCCUCCCUCUUUUGUGUUACUGUUUUUAAGAUUUGGAGUCUUAACGCCUUUUUUACAAAGGGGUUUCUGUGUCGGUUUGCCCCACCCUAGUGCUGAAGUCCUUUCCCCCUAAUCCUUAGUCUGAUCACACACUGUUCUUAAUGGGGGUUUCAAAGCACUCUCAAAGGGGGAGGGAGAGGAACUGGGAGAGCGCAGAAGGGUGGAAGGGGGGCGCCUGCGAUGGAGGCGGCCAGGGAUCUGUAGAAAUCACUUUUUUUUUCUUCCGAAGAUGCUACUUUCCCUAGCAAUCAGGUCCUCACGGAAAGUUUCCAGUCCGGGGGCUCAGAGUUCUGCAUGCCUGGCGUGUGCAGUCUGGCUCUGGAUAAAGCUAUUUUUCUUUCGUUUUAAGAAUCAUGUCUUAUUCCUGAUCUAAAAAGAGGAGUUCAGAUGUGUUCUAAGCCUGCUGGAGUGAACACACCGCCAAGAUCUGAUGGAGGCCAGAGCUCAGAGCGGCAGCGGGUCGCAGCCUUUGCUGCAGUCACCCCAUGACAGUGGCAGGCAGCGUGGGGAGCCGGACCCCAGAGAUGCCCUUACCCAGCAGGUACAUGUCUUGUCUCUGGAUCAGAUCAGAGCCAUCCGAAACACCAAUGAGUACACAGAGGGGCCUACUGUGGUCCCAAGACCUGGGCUCAAGCCUGCUCCUCGCCCCUCCACCCAGCACAAACAUGAAAGACUCCACGGUCUGCCCGAGCACCGCCAGCCUCCCAGGCUCCAGCCCACGCAGGUCCAUUCUUCCCGGGCCGCUCUGUCCAGGUCCGUCAGCACCGUCAGCUCAGGGUCUCGGAGCAGUACAAGGACAAGUACCAGCAGCAGCUCUUCGGAACAGAGACUGUUAGGAUCAUCCUUCUCCCCUGGGCCUGCUGUUGAUGGGAUAAUCCGAGUGCAGCCUAAAUCUGAGCUCAAAUCCGGUGAGCUUAAGCCACUGAGCAGAGACGAUUUGGGUCUGCAUGCAUACAGGUGUGAGGACUGUGGCAAGUGCAAGUGUAAGGAGUGCACCUACCCGAGGCCCCUGCCAUCGGACUGGAUCUGUGACAAGCAGUGCCUUUGCUCAGCCCAGAACGUCAUUGACUAUGGGACUUGUGUGUGCUGUGUGAAAGGUCUCUUCUAUCACUGCUCCAAUGACGACGAGGACAAUUGUGCUGACAACCCGUGUUCUUGCAGCCAGUCUCACUGUUGUACGCGAUGGUCAGCGAUGGGUGUCAUGUCCCUCUUUCUGCCUUGUUUAUGGUGUUACCUUCCAGCCAAGGGUUGCCUUAAAUUGUGCCAGGGGUGUUAUGACCGAGUGAACAGGCCUGGAUGUCGUUGUAAAAACUCAAAUACAGUUUGCUGCAAAGUUCCCACUGUCCCCCCAAGGAACUUUGAAAAGCCGACAUAGCGUUAUUAAUCAGGAAUACUGCAGUAAUGAGGAUUGUUGCCCCACCCCCACCCCCUUCUUUUUAACACACAUACACAACCUACUAAACAGUUGUAAUCGUGGCACUGUUCAUAGAGGGUUAGGGAAUUUGUGGUUUGCAGUGAGAUGCUUUUCUUUCUUUUUUCCUUUUUUUUUUUCCUCUGUCCAUGUGCCAUUUUUUAACUGAUACGCUUGCUAGAGAGUUCAGCUAGUCGGAACGCCAGGGAAAGGCGACAGAAGUUGGUGGCCCCACGUUAUUGCAUAAGCUAAAGCAGCAAACACCCCCAGGCGAAGUUUUCUCUUGUUUGUGAAUAGCCCUUGCAGAGUUUGUAAAUCAGCAGAUGGCUCCCCGACCCCUCCUUGUUUUCUCCAGAGAUAAUGUGCUAUAUUUUUGUAUAUACGAUAAUAUUUGCAACUGUGAAAAAAAACCAAGUUGUGCUAUACUCCCGUGGCACAGUCACAAAAUAUUAUACUAAUAUGCUGUACAUUCGGAAGAAUGUGACGAUCGGUAUGUUUUAGAUUGUAUUUUGCCUUACAGGAAGCCUUUAUUGUAAGACGCUGACUUCCCUUUGGACUUGAUGUAUAUUGUACAGUUACAGUAAAAUUCAACCUUUAUUUUCUAAUUUUUUCAACAUAUUGUUUAGUGUAAAGAAUAUUUAUUUGAAGUUUUAUUAUUUUAUAAAAAAAGAAUAUUUAUUUUAAGAGGCAUCAUAAAUUUUGCCCCUUUUAUGAGGAUGUGAGGGUUGCUGCAAAGGAGAGGUUACAGAUGCUAUGUUCAAUAUAAAAUAGAAAAUAUAUUAACGUUUGAAAUUAAA